CAUCACUAGACUGUCGCACCGGUUGCGCACCUCACCAGCGAACAUCCUAGGAUACACUCUCUUAUAAUUCCACUGGUACGAGUCCCUUUGGACGUUCGUACUGAAAGUAGAAUCAGCCUCGUCUCACGUUUCGCGUAAAAUAGUGAUCUCACUAUGAUUCAGUCUGUCAUCAACGAGGUGGACAUCGACAGCCCCAUCCCUCCCAGGACGGCCGAACAUUCGUUGGACCGGACUCGCGCCCGUGCAACCUCCCUCAAACGGUCUCACGUCGCAUUAUACUCGGAAACUGACGACUUAGCUACCACAGAAGAAGCAAUCAAACGAGCUCGCGUCCAUUUCUUGCCCGACCCCCUUCGCAACUUGAGGAAUUCAAACUCAGUGCCUGCUAGCGACGUGCCAAUCCCCGAACGAACCCUUGCCUCUGAUGCUACCGCCGCAGAAACCGUCUUUAGCACGAGUUUUACGGAGAACACUGGUUUACUACAUGACCAGCUGAACGUUGUCGCCUCAAGGCUCUCGCCGACUGUCCUUGAUCUGGCUACAUCCUCCGCUCCCGUUGACGGCCGCAAGACCACUGUGAAGACUUCGGGUUUCUCUGAGGCUUCCCCCUCUCUAGCGGGUGAAUCUCGUGCUUGCACUGCUUUGAAUGAAGAGAAUGCGACCGCAGUCAGGGACGAAGGCUUCGAAACACUGCUGGCAGACUCUCUUGACGGCAACCGCACAUCUCAGUCUCAGGCCUGUCGUAGUCAAUCUGGUGGCUCUCGCACACGGAAACCGAAGUGCGCCAAGUGUCAAGACGAGCUCGAGCUCUGCAAGAGGCUAGAGCAACAGGUCGAGAUGCUUCAAGCGCAACUGGCAAACGAAGAUCGUGAUUACAGCAAGAAGGCGCAAGUGGUCCCCGAGCUGAUGGGCAAGAACCUUGAGCUCCAGAGGAAGUUGCGGAGGAGCGAGCGCGAGAAGCACGGAGCCAUCAUCAAACGUGACGAGACCAUAGGGACGCUCCGAAAGCAGUUGGGGUCGACCGAAGCCACGAGGAAUGCAUUGCUGGAACAAUGCCAAAUCCUCAAUCGGGAGAUAGCGGCAUUUGUACCUCAGGGCUACGAUCUCCGUCGUCGCUUCAUGGCCCGCCCUGCGCGUCAGAGGCAUACGUGCUGUGCCGCCUCGGUUUGGGGUAUGGACUUGUCAGAGUGAAUUGGACUCGCAUAUGGAUACCAUCUCCGAUACGAUGUACCGCACAGCCUAUUCGUGAAUUCUCUGCAUUCGAAUGAGGAAGGAAACAACAUCAC
Molecule: messenger RNA, 1286 nt
Organism: Rhodofomes roseus
Lineage: Eukaryota; Fungi; Basidiomycota; Agaricomycetes; Polyporales; Fomitopsidaceae
Exons: 6
Coding region: 154-1191 (345 amino acids)
Source: RefSeq, a predicted model, not a curated record